Egretta garzetta (little egret) is the source of this 3436-nucleotide messenger RNA. Its product is annotated as E3 ubiquitin-protein ligase TRIM39-like. Gene Ontology annotation, molecular function: zinc ion binding; protein binding. NCBI's taxonomy places the organism in Eukaryota, Metazoa, Chordata, Aves, Pelecaniformes, Ardeidae. The record is from RefSeq and is a predicted model, not a curated record.
GGGAACGGUGCUGGCCCCUCGGCUUCGCUUUGUGCCGAAAUGACGUCAUUGCCUGGAUGACACCUAGCUGGUUUCUCCCCAAAAAGCAUGCCGCACCCAUGUCAUCGCCUCAGCGUUGCUUCACGCCAAAAAUGAUGUCAUCGAUGGGACGGAACUGAGCUUUUUUACUCAGAAACUGGGCUGCUGCUGCGCCGUCAUUUCAUGCCAAAACCGUGUCAUCGCCUUGACGGAUUUAAGCUGUUUUCUCCCCAAAACCUCUUCACACCUGCGUCAUCACCUUAGCAUCACUUUGCACCAAAGUGACAUCACCUUGACAGAACUGAGCUGUUUUCUCCCCUCAAGCCUGCGCCGUCACCUCAGCAUCGCUUCACACCAAAAUGACGUCAUCACCUUGACAGAAUUCAGCUGGUUUUGCCCCCAAAUCCUCCCGAGCCCGCCUCGCCACCCCUCGACAUCACCUUCCUACUAAAACCGCAUCAUCACCUUGAGGGAACUGGGCCGUUUUCUCCCCAAAACCUCUUCAAAACCACGCUGCCACCGCCGCAUCCCUUCGCGCCAAACCCUGCCUUUUUCCCUUGACGCAAAUAACCUUUUUUUCUCCCCAAAACAGCUUUGAACCCCCAGCGCCCCCCCCUUGCUGUCACGUUCUUCCUAACCCUACCUCAUCGCUUGAACGGAUUCAAGCUUUUUUCCCCCCAGAACCUCUUCAAACCCCAUCCCACCGCCCCCACCUGAUCCCAGCCUGACCCUUUCUCCCCCCACUUGUUUUUUUGAGGGGGUGACGGGGGCGCCACCGCCAUGUCGGGUGCCGACCCCUUGGAAACGCUGCAGGUGGAAGCCAGCUGCUCGGUUUGCCUGGAAUACCUGCAAGAUCCCGUCAUCAUCGAAUGCGGUCACAAUUUCUGCCGCCGCUGCAUCACCCGUUGGUGGGCCGAGCUCGCGCGCGAUUUCCCUUGCCCCGUUUGCCGCAAAACCUCGCGCCGUCGCGCCCUGCGACCCAACCGACAACUGGGCAACAUGGUUGAAGCCGCCCGGCAGCUUCGAGGCACCAAACGUAAAGCCGGGGAGGAAAGUCGUUGCCAAGCUCACGGGCAAGCUUUGGCUCGAUUCUGUCGCGACGAUCAAGCCCCCGUUUGCCUCCUCUGCGAGAUCUCCCAUGCCCAUCGCGCCCACGCCCUCAUCCCCCUCGACGACGCGGCCCUCGAGUAUAAGGAGAAGCUGCAGCGCUGCCUGGAGCCGCUGGAGCGGAAGCUGGAAGCAGUGGCCGGCUGUCGUGCGCGGGAGGAGAAGAAACCGAGUGAGCUGAAGAGGAAAGUGGCUUUGCGACGGGAACGCAUCGCCCGGGAGUUUGAGGAGCUUCACCAGCUGCUGGAGGAGGAGGAGCGGCUGGGGCUGCCGCGGGGGGGGGGGGGGGGGGGGACCCGGCAGCGGCUCCAGGCCAACCUGGCUCGGCUCGGGGAGCAGCGCCGGGUCCUGGCCGCCCUCGUGGCCGAGCUGGAGGAGAAAUGUCUGCAGUCGGGCGCCGAGAUGCUCAAGGACAUCAAGGACACCCUGGCCAGGUGCGAAGCGGCGGCGGCACCGGUGGAAGAACCGGCUUCCGUCCCCAUCGAGCUGGAGAAAAACUUCUGCAGUUUCCCCCGGCAAUAUUUCACCCUCCGGAAAAUCACCCGGCGCCUCAUCGGCGAGGUGACACUGGAUCCGGACACGGCGCAUCCCAACCUGGUUUUAUCAGAAGAUCGGAAAAGCGUUCGUUUCGUGGAAGUUCGAUCCCGGGAUUUACCCGAUACCCCACGGCGUUUCACCAUUUAUCCCUGCGUUUUGGCGGCGCAGGGUUUUACCUCUGGUCGUCAUUACUGGGAGGUGGAAGUCGGCGAUAAAACCCACUGGGCUCUCGGCGUUUGUAAGGAUUCGGUGAGUCGGAAAGGGGAAUUAACGCCGCUACCGGAGACGGGAUAUUGGCGGGUACGGCUCUGGAACGGCGAUAAAUACGCGGCCACCACCACCCCCUUCACCCCACUGACGGUGCGGGUGAAACCCAAGCGGGUCGGGGUCUUCGUGGACUACGAAGCCGGGAAAGUGGCUUUUUACAACGUCACCGAUCGCUCCCACAUUUACACCUUCACCGACACCUUCACCGAAAAGAUCUGGCCGCUUUUUUAUCCCGGGAUCCGCGCCGGUAGGAAAAACGCGGCGCCUCUUGUUAUCCGUUCGCCUACGGAUUGGGAGUGAGGGAGAGAGCGGCGCCAGCGGGGUUUGGCUCCAUGAUAAUCUGGCAGUGCUGGGAUCCGGCGCUCCGGCAUUGGCUGGAGUUUGGCACUCUGAUGUGCUGCUGGGAUCCGGUGCUCCGAUAUAGACGGGGUUUGGCUCUCCGGUAUCUGGCACCACUGCGGUUUGGCGCUCUGACGUCUGGCACCACCGGGAUCCGGUGCUCCGGCAUCGCUGGGAUUUGGCUCUCUGACGUCUGGCACCACCGGGAUCUGGUGCUCCGGCAUCGCUGGGAUUUGGCUCUGACAUCCAGCACUGCCAGGAUCUAGCAAUCCGGCACUACCAGCAUUUGACUUGUGGACAUCCAGCGCUGCCAGGAUCAGGUGCACCAACAUAGACAGGGUGUGGCUCUCUGACAUCCGGCGCCCCGGCACCACCGGGAUUUGGCUCCCUGGCUCCCCGGCACCGCCAGGCGCUUGCUCCUUGCCAUCCAGCUCCGCGUCCCGGCUCACCGGCACCGCCAGGGUUGGGCUCCUGGCACCGGCCGGCUCCAGCUCGGUGGCACCGCCUGUGUGGCAGCAGGGGAAGGUGUGUGGCAGGGCUCUGUCCCCCCGGGUGUCCCUCUGUCCCCCCAUCCCUCUGUCUGGGUGUCCCUGGCCUCAUGCACAUGCUGGGGUCCAUCCCCCCACAUCCCUCUGUGUGCCCCGCCCCCCAUGUCCCCACGUCUGUCUCUCCGUGUGACCCCACGUCAGGCUGUCUCCGUCUGCCUGUCCCCAUGUCUGCCUGUGUCCUUCUGUCUGUCCCCAUGUCUGUGUCGUCCUGUGUCUCGUGUCCAUCUGUGUCCCCACAUCACCUGUGUCCCUCCAUGGCCCCAUGUCUGUCCCUGUGCCCAUCCGUGUCCCUUUAUGUCCCUCCCCACCCCAUGUCCAUCUGUGUUGCUCUAUGUCCAUGUGUCUCUGCAUGUCCCUCUGUGUGUCCCUGCGUGUCACUUUGUGUCCGUGUUCCCACAUCUGUGUCACUCCAUGUCCCUUUGUGUGUCCUUUUGUCCUUCCGCAUGUCCCUGUGUCCCCACGUCCCUCGGUGUCCCUCCAAGUCCUUCUGUGUUGCCCUCCAUGUCCCUUUAUGCCCUUCUGUGUCUCCCUCUGUGUCCCUUCAUGCCCCUCUGUGUCCCCACAUCCCUCCGUGUCCCCUCUGUGUCCCCCGUCUCCGCGCGUCCCUCCCCCUCCCCGUA